UGGUUAUUAAUUUAUUUUUUAUUCUCUAGAAUACAAUUCCAGUCAUUUGUUGCUGUCAUUUUUUCCAAGCCCCUUUGUGCAAUCAUAGUCUGACACGUGGCGAACAGCAGUUUUUCCUUCAAGCAGGUUCUUACUGAGGUGCCUUGAAAUUCAGCAGGCCAUAACAUAUUUUUAUCUGCAAGUUGCCAUUUGCAGAAAGCCAUUAAGGAUAAUCUUACAAAAUAUAAGAUCAUGUGAUGUUGUUGCUGGGGCACUGUAUCAUAUUACAGCCAGAGCUUCACAACCUUUUCUCUUUGCAGUGCAGCAGCACAGCAGCAGCAGCAGCAGGGCUGCAUAAUUUAUCUGUAGGCAUUUAAAAAGAGCACUUUCAGUCAUGUCACUCCCAGCUGAGCAGGGGAGAUGUGCUCCAUAUGGGAACUAUAUUUGCCACACGUUUCAGGGAGGCAGCUGGGCAGACCGAUCCCCUCUUCAUGAUGCUGCCUUCCAGGGACGCCUUCUCUCUCUGAAAACCUUGAUUGCACAGGGUUUCAACGUGAACCUGGUGACCACGGACCGUGUGUCUGCUCUCCACGAGGCCUGCCUGGGUGGCCACGUGGCCUGUGCCAAGGUGCUGCUGGAAAACGGUGCCCAGGUGAAUGCAGCCACCAUCGACGGGGUCACUCCCCUGUUCAACGCCUGCUGCAGUGGCAGUGCAGCCUGUGUCAGCAUGCUGCUGGAAUUUGGAGCCAAGGCACAGCUGGGGAACCACCUGCCCUCGCCCAUCCACGAAGCAGUCAAGAGAGGUCACAGGGAGUGCAUGGAGACCCUCCUGGCCCAUGAGGUUGACAUUGACCAAGAAGACCCACAGCAUGGGACCCCUCUGUACAUGGCCUGCACGUACCAGAGAACAGAAUGUGUCAAGAAGCUUUUGGAGCUAGGAGCCAAUGUGAACGUGGGGAGGCGACUGGACACCCCCCUGCACGCGGCAGCGCGCAAAUCCAGCGUGGAGAUAGUUGUGCUGCUGACAGACUAUGGUGCUAACCCAAAGUGCAGAAAUGCUGACCUCAAAUGUGCCCUGGAUCUCGCCACACCCCACAGCAAAGUGGAGCAGGCACUUCUGCUUCGGGAAGGUCCUGCCAGCCUGGCCCAGCUGUGCCGGUUGUGCAUCAGAAGACAUCUGGGUCGGUCGUGCCUGCACACAAUCCCCAGGCUGCACCUGCCCGAGCCACUGCAGAGCUUCCUCCUCCAUCGAUAAUCUGGGGCUGCUUGGGACUGGAAAAGAAAGAGGAACAAAUGGUUGUUUACUCCAAGAUUCUUGUAUCAAAGGAAA
Passer domesticus (house sparrow) is the source of this 1309-nucleotide messenger RNA. It is a transcript of the gene ASB11, whose product is annotated as ankyrin repeat and SOCS box containing 11. NCBI's taxonomy places the organism in Eukaryota, Metazoa, Chordata, Aves, Passeriformes, Passeridae. The record is from RefSeq and is a predicted model, not a curated record. Gene Ontology annotation, biological process: positive regulation of protein catabolic process; intracellular signal transduction; protein ubiquitination. The coding region runs from base 374 to 1234 and encodes 286 amino acids. Gene Ontology annotation, molecular function: protein binding. The transcript has 7 exons.